Molecule: messenger RNA, 6438 nt
Organism: Cryptomeria japonica (Japanese cedar)
Lineage: Eukaryota; Viridiplantae; Streptophyta; Pinopsida; Cupressales; Cupressaceae
Exons: 16
Coding region: 643-5595 (1650 amino acids)
Biological process (GO): regulation of circadian rhythm
Cellular component (GO): nucleus
Source: RefSeq, a predicted model, not a curated record
UCUGUUUUUUUUGGUUUUGGUAAUAUUCUUUGUUAUAGGUCUGGGGUGUGUGUGUGUGCCGAAAUUGAGGCGUAAGAAAGCUUUGAAAAUGAUUGAGAAAUGCUUAAAUUUGCUCAAAUGUGAGCUCGCAAUCUGUGAAAAUGCUGCAUUUUGAUGGGUUUUUCGAGCUCUGUGGUCAAGAUUUGAAGGACUUGUGUUUCGCUGAGAAUUUACUGCGCUUAUUUUGCUUCUUUUAACGUUUUCUGCAAAACAAAACUGAAGAUUUCAUGCGUCGGGAGAUUUUCUUGGAGCCAAGAAUGCAUAAGGAGCUGCAGAGAAGAGAAAGAAGGCCUCCGAACAGAGAUUUAGAUAGUAAUAAAGAAAGAUAUUUUGGAUCUUUGGAAGAAAAUCUCGGAAAAGUGUUAUUUGAAUGCUUGGAGAAAAAAUCAUUUUUUAUGAAUGCGCGCAGCAUUAAUUAGAAGAGUAGUAAACGGAAGGCUUAAAGGCUUCAAUUGCAGAGAACAAAAAGUCUGAAGAUACUUUUUUCUGGUGGAAUUGGAAAAUACUUGAACCGGCAUGCGGACGGGGAAAUUUAGAGGCCGAUUUAGAAAUGGAUAAAUUGCUGUUAAAUUUGGCGGUAUUUGCGUAAAACGGUUUCAUUGCAUGAUAGAUUUGAUGGAAAGGAAUCGUGAAGGAAGACGUGGAGGUAAUGGCAGUGGAAAUGUUUCUUCCAGCCGCCGACCUAGAACGUUCGGGUUCAGGGAUGCUUCUGCAGAAGAUGAGAGUCAAAAUUCUAGAUUUCAUUCCAAGAAAGAAAGCCAUGGUUCAAGGAAACGGAAAAAUUGUCGAAGUUCCAAUGGGGAAUACCAUCUUGGCCAAAGUGAGGAGAGGGAUGAGAACUAUGAAGACUCUACUGUAAUGGCUGCUUCUGAAGAGGAUGACGAUCUUCCACCGCCUACAGUUGGGCGACAGGCAGGCAAAUUGAAGAUUCACUUGAAGAAUACUCAUGAGGAGGUCAAGCCCAUUGUAGUUCCCCGUAAGCUGCGUACAGCAAUGCUGAAACGUUACAAUGAGUCAGCUCCUAAGUCUCAUAAUGAGACUAGGAGGAAAUUGAACAUAGAAUUUGCUGUUGCAAAGGCAACUACUUCUUGUUCUGGCGCAGCCCCUGAAGCUGCCCAAGAUAUGAAGCUUAACAAUCACAAAAUCCAUUCUGACAAACAUCCAAAGGUAUCUUCAUCGACAAUAUCAGAACAAGAAGCUGAAGUUGCAGAAACUUUGUUUGAUCUGGCAAGAAUGUUCUCAAGUCAAGCAACAAAUUCUGAAACAAAAUCGCAAUCCAAUUCAGAGAUGAAGAUGGGGCCAAAUCAUACAAUGUCACCUCUAUCAUCUCUACAGCACUGUUCAUCACCUGUUACUACCAGGGCAGGUUCUCCAUCUUCAAGCCAUAACUUUAGUGCAUUAGGAGCUUCAAAAAGAAAGCACCCUGAUGUCUAUAAGUCAAAAGAUGCUGGAGAGGCUGUGGGUGAUGCUCAGUUCACAUUAACUGCUAAACGAUGCUUGUCUGCAAGUUCAUUGGGAACAGCUGCUGAAUCUGUGGAUGCUGAGCAAUUGACUGACACAAGACCGUUGCAGACAGAGGCGUGCGCUGGUCCUCUAGCAGAGCCCUUAGCUUUCUCUAUGGUAGCCUCAGUAGCAAUUUCCCCCAGCACAAGUGCUAAUGCUUCCCUCACACCCACACAGAUGUUGCAAACUGCUGAUUGCUCCAAGAUCGAAGAGAAAACUUUUCAGCGAGAAGAAUCUGAUAAUCACACAUUCAUACAGAAGGUCCCAAGCACCUAUAAUGUUUUAGAGAACAAGAGUUCUGUUACCAACUUUAAUGACGUGAAAAGUGACGCUGAAAAGGAUAUCAAAGCUGUUGGAAACUCAGUUGAAAAAGAGAAUCCAACAAAAAUAGAAGCUGAGAAUGGGCUACUGCAGUUGCCUCUUGCCAAAAGUAACUGCCCUGGCAAAUCAGAAAUUGAUCUGAUGGCUCCUCCUAAACCUGGUGAUGAGAUCAAUGACAUUAUGAAUAUGAAGAAGCUAGAUAUCAAGGAGAAACAAGAGGUUGAUAUUGAAGGAUAUGAACAAAAAGACAAGACAAUUAAUUAUCAAACUUCUGAACAGGAAAACCAAAUGACUGUGAAGAUAGAGCAAGAUGUGUGCAAAUAUCAGGAAUCUGGGAAAGCUAAUGAACAAACAAAAGAUACAUCUGAUCAAAGCAAUUGUCUGGACAGAUCAAAACAUGAUGUUGGUAAAGAAUCGCCAAGAGGAAGUGGGAAAAAUGUUAAGGCAGACUCGAGGGUGCAGAGAGGAGAUAGAUCUGCUUCAGCAACAACAUCAAUGCCAAUUGCAGUAACUGGUGUAACAGGCCCAACAUUACCCUUAUCUAUGGGACUUUCUGGUUGGUCAGCAGGACUUCCUGCAUUAGGAUAUUACUCUCCAGUAGCCGCCGCUGCCGCUGCAGCUGCAGCUGCUGCUUGGCCGUCAUCUCUACCUUUGGCAGGAACUUCCCCAGUUGACGAGAACAUCAAACUACCAUUGCCUCUUUUUCUCCAAACACGACAACCAUUGAAGCGCUCUGCCACACACGUAUAUAUAACUCAUUUCAUUGAAUCUCAGCAACAGUUAAGAAAGAACCCUUUGUGGGCUGCAGCUUUUGCUGCAAAUACUUAUAAUUUAAGCAUCCCAAUGGCACCGGGAGGUUUACUGGGUAAUGCUCUUGGUCAUGAAGUUAGAGGUUCUGGGUUAGGUGCAGGUACCGUUAAUGGAAGAGGAUAUGCAAUGUCAGCAGUUGCAAAGGAUAAGUCAUCUGAACCCUAUGUAGAUGUGGUUGGACGAAAGUCUCUUUCACAACAACAAACCCAAACAGCACAGCAGCAACUCUCUUUAUUUUCACAGACAGGACCACCUUAUCUGUUUCCUGUUACCCAGUCAGCCUCCACUUCCACAGCUGGAAGUGAUGCUGGAAGAGUAAAUGUUGGGUUAGGUGAAGUCAUGUUAAGCAAUGGCAACUCUGCAACGUUUAGCAGUUCAUCAGUUCAGGUUGCUCCAGUUGACACUGAAAAUGGUACUUCAAACAAGGGUGUUGCUAGCGCUGCUGCUGUACAGGCACAACUCCUGCAUUCUGUAAUCCAGCGCAACGUAUUUCCAUAUUCAUUCUCGCAUCAGCAAUUUGGACCACUUUUUAGUGGACAUCCAUCUCCACAACAGGUUGCUCAAUAUUACAGUAACCCUUACUUUGGUUCUCACUUAUUGCAACCUCUAACUCCUGCACAACAAUCGCAAAGUCUUUCUAAUUUGAUGUCAGAAACGACUGUCACUCAGAAGCAGCAAUAUUCCCAGGGAUGCAAUUUUGCUGCCUCCGGGCCUCUUCAGCAGGCAAUUCAUAAUGCUGAAGCUUCAUCUGUAGAUCAGAUCAGUAAAAAGGAGUGUGUAACAGUCAGUGGUAUUCCUUCUGCUGAAGUCAAAGCAAUAGCAUCAAGAAGUGUUUAUGGUCAGAAUUCUUCCAGUGUGAAUUUUCCUCCUGUACUUGCCGCAGGUAUGGGCACAUUUCCAGCUGAAUCUCAAGAUAUAAGUAAAACCUUUGUUGGAAAGCAGGAAAGCAAAAUGCAACAGUCGCAAACACAAUUGCAAUCCCAGUACCACGCAACACUAAAAUGGCAGCCACAACAGGAUAUUGACACAGUUAAUUGUGUAACUUCACCUGCAAUGAAUUUGAAAAGUCCCAAUCCGUAUGCAUCAGAAGCAGUGUCUCCAAUUAGUAUUGUCAAAAAUAAAGGAUCUGAUUCACUCCCAGCUGUUACAUUGGUUAUGGCUUCACAAGGCCACUCCGUUCUUCAGACUGCAGGUGAUAGCAUGACAGGUCUUGUUCACUACCAAACUGCUACUGAUAAAUUGCUUGUUUCUGGCCAAUCAUACAACUUCUCUAUAUCUGAAGGUCAAAAACAACAACAGCAACAUCGCACACAAAAACAAAGGCUAGCUUCUGUUGGCAUUGAAGAUGACAAGGCAAACAUUGAAGAAUGCAGUUUUAGCAACAGCGGUUGUAAAGAAGACAGAAAAUCAUCUUGCAAACUCCAGCCAAACCAAACAAAUAUUCCAAGAGUUGACUUGGAGGAAUCUCUAACAAAAAAUGCUUCUGGUGCACCAAGCACUGCUGGUUCACAUAUGAAUAUGGUGGCACCAAGUUUUCAAGGUGCAGCUUCUAGCUAUUAUAAUGUCUGUGCUCCUAGCCAACAAUUUUAUCAAGGCUCCAAGCAAAAGAUAGUUCAUUACAAGCCUGCUUCAAGCUCUAGUAUACUGACAGCACCAGCCACACUAGAUUCUACUAUGGUUACAUUUUCAGAAAAGACGCAUUCUUACCCACCUACAUUUAGUAAAAUGCCUCAACAAGCAUCAUCAUUUCUAGGGCAUGCUGUGAGCACUCCCAAUCAGGGGGUAAGGCGGGGAGGUACUCCUCAGGAGCAUGAAAAAAUUUCUCAACGAUCGGCAGCUGGAUCACCGGGACCUGCUACUUCUGGCUGUACAGUUCCAACCACAAUUUCCUCCAUGGAAAGAGCUCCAGGGAAAACGCCAAGGAAUCAUCAAUCUGCAACGAAUGUAGUUUCGUCAAGGUUACCUCCAGAUUCAUCCAUCUCUUCUUCUGGUGUCACAUCCUUAUCUCCCCUCUCACCAGUUCCAAGUGGUGCUGUUACUGCUAAAAGUGCUGUUUCAAUGAAAGAUUCCCUCUCACCAAAGUCUUCAUCUGGAAGCAGCUCAGGGAAAAAGACCUCGAUGCCAUUUCAAAUGAAUGGGACGACAAUGUUGGGAUCCAACUGUUUGGCUCAGAAUGUGCCUUUAAAACCUUCACAGUCACAGCUUGUUCAAAAUCAAUAUGAUAUUCAUCAGCAGCACAUUCCCUAUCCAUUCUUUCAGCAGACUGUUCAAUCCAUGGAGCCUGUGCAGAAGCAAUCAACGGUACCACAACAGUAUCAUUUGUCCACUAAUCAGCAACAAGCAGUUCAACUUCAGAAGCAAUCUUUGACAUCUAAACAGAACCUACAGCUUCGGCAGCAACUUUUUAUGCAGCAAAAUCCACUAUAUUUUCAGACACAGUCUCAUCAACGUCUAGAAAUUUCAUCACAACCCCAAACCACACUUACACAGCAUGUGGCAAAGCAAAUGAAGCCACAAUUCUCUCAACAGCAGAUGCUGGGAGCUCCUGCAACUUCUUUUGGUAUUGCAACAACUGCCGAUUUGCCUGCUGCUUUAUGCAUGGGGACUUCAGGAAAUACUUCUUUAACAGGAAUGUCUGAUGGAGUUGCACUACCACGUGGCACUGCAGCAGGAUCAUUAACACCUGCAAAGUUAACUACUGAUAUUAAUAAAUCAUCAUCUUGUUUUCAGAAGGCCAAUGGUACCGGGCCUACAUUUCUACCAAGUCACUGUGGUCCAUUGAAUUCUGUGGCUUCAACUCAGCAGCAGAUUAACAGUAACUAUACAAUGUCUUCACCUUAUUCAAAUCUAUUAUCUCAGGCCACUUCAAUUGCAGAUUCAACACAAAAGUCUGGGGAUGACAUGCCGGCAACAAGUAAUUGAAUUUUUACAUUGGCAAUACAAAUGUUCCAGUUUUGACCGGAGGGGAUGAUCAUCUAAAAAUAUUUGUGGCCAUGAAAGGAAAUGGAGUAUUGCUUCUACAUGGCGCUCUUGCUUGAGUGAUUUAUGUUCUGCAAGCGACGAUUCAUUCUCUCUCAAUAGUAACCAACUGAAAAUGGAGGGGAAAUGUGAGAACCAGACCUGUAAAAUUGGACUUGUAAAUGGACUUCUAGCUUCUAGCUGAUAUAGCAAAAAAUAUUCAAUAUAAUGUCGCUGGAGUAUAAUUCAAGACAACUUAAAUUAUGCUCAAUCCUGCUUUUAUAUUGAUUUCAUUCCUUGGUGACAUGCUUUUCCAACUGGUUGGGGCUACGGUGGUACAACUACAAUAUCUAUCGUUCCAUAGUUUUUAUCUAUAUCAUCCUCUGGGGGUGUUUGCAUUCUUACAUAUACCUGAUUUGUGAUUCACUCGUGUUGGAAUGCUUAGAGUAAAACUUUCUGCAUUCACAAAGCUUGUUCUCUUCUGGAGCACUAAGAACUCUACAAACGAGACAAGUUUGUUCUCUCAAGCUUUGUCUCAGUAAAUUCAACAGAAUUUCAUAUUCUGAAACACGUUUUUCACGUCCUUUUCCCAUAAAAAGCACAGAGGUUAUAACUGGACGGGAACAGAGACCAUAUAAUUUUUUGGUUAGUUGGUAGGACAGGACUCCCGGUGGAUUAGAAACUUCAAGACAAAGUUUGUCUUUCUGAAAGAGUAAAUAUGGGUAGUGAGACAAUAAAUACCAUGAUUGAACUAUAAUUUUUGUAACUUACUUCUUGUUUGAAUGAAAAAGGAAUAUUUAACAAUUG